This is a messenger RNA of Meloidogyne enterolobii, 1586 nucleotides long. NCBI's taxonomy places the organism in Eukaryota, Metazoa, Nematoda, Chromadorea, Rhabditida, Meloidogynidae. The record is from the annotation of a GenBank genome assembly.
CAAAACAACAUUAAAUAUAUAUUCAUUUUCUCUAUUAUUGUUUUUGGAAGAAGAAGAAAAGAAAAAUGGCACCAAAUAUGUAUAGGGUUGGAGAUUAUGUCUAUUUCGAAGCGCAACCAGCUGCACCUUUUCAUAUUCGAAGAGUUGAGGAAUUAAAUAAGACCUCAACUGGAGCAGUAGAAGCAAAAGUUACUUGUUUCUUUAGACGUCGUGAUUUGCCUGAUUCAAUUCUUAAAAUUGCUGAUCAAGCUGAGAGGCAGAAUAAAAUUUUGUCAAAACCGCGUAGAACUUUGUUAGAUUUGAAAGAAAGUGUUACUUCUUCAGCUCCUGUUUUAGAAGCUAAUGGAGGGGACUCAAAAUCUGCUAGUCCAAAAGAAAAUGGAUUGCCAGAAUCGAGUAAUGAGGCACAAAAUUCUGCAAAUUUGGACGAUGGGAAAAAAGAAUCAUGUUCUUCUCAUUCUCAAAAUGACAACGAUGAGGGCAAUGUUAGCAGCAGCACAACAACUUUUUCACAUCCAAAAUGUUAUGGUUUUGCUGGUCUUCCACGAGGAGCAACAAAUCUAACUUCAGAACAAUUACAUGAAUUACGUCAAAAAGAAUUAUUUCUUUCAAGAAUUGUUGAAACAUUGCCAGCAACACAAAUUCGUGGCAAAUGUUCCGUAGUAAUAUUAAAUGAUGUGGAAACCUGUGAUAUGUAUAUUGGGAAAGAUGAUUCAUUUUUCUAUUCACUUGUUUACGAUCCUUCAAAUCAAACAUUAUUGGCAGAUAAAGGACGUAUUGAAAUUGGAAAUAGACAUCAAGCAAUAAUUCCUGAUUUGUUAAAUGAAAAAAAUAAAAAUGAUUUGGAAACAAUGGAAUGUGAUGAUGUUGAAAGUGGAAAUAAAAGAGUGGAUGGUGAUGAAGAAAAAAUGGAUGAUGAAAUUGGGAAUGAAGAAAAAAAUGGGCAUGAGGAUAAAAAAGGCGAAGAAAAACUUCAAAAUAAAAAAGCUGAAGAAGAAGACGAUGAUAAAGCAUCUUCAUCAUCACUAAAAGAAACCUCUAAAAUUUCAAAAAAUUCAACAACAAAACAACAAUUUCAUUUUGAAGGAGAAACAAGGCGAGAAAGAUGUGUUUAUCAUCCAUAUCAUAAUCUUUCAGAUUUGGAAAUUGAUCAAUUUUUAUUAAUUGCAAGAGCUGUUGGAACAUUUUCUCGAGCAUUAGACAGUUCCUCUUCUAUUAAAAUACCAACACUUCAUCAAACAGCAGCGGCAGCUUCACGAGAUAUUACACUUUUACAUGCUAUGGCUUUAUUGCAUCAAUCAAACUACGAUAUGGGAAAGGUUGUGGCAACAGGUUUUCUCGUCCCCCCAGCAGACAACAACCACCACUAUCCACUUGAAACAGAUAAAUUAACGUCAAAUAAAACAGCAAUUUUGGGUGGUCCAAUACUUUGUAGAGAUCAAUUAGAAGAAUGGUCAGCUUCUGAAUCAACUCUUUUUGAGGAGGGUGUUGACAGAUGUGUGAAAGAUUUUCAUGAUAUUCGGCUAGACUUUGUAAGUAAGGGAGGGGGUUUUAUGAGGGUGUUAAGAAAUGAGAGACUGGCCUAA